This is a messenger RNA of Zootoca vivipara (common lizard), 15116 nucleotides long. NCBI's taxonomy places the organism in Eukaryota, Metazoa, Chordata, Lepidosauria, Squamata, Lacertidae. The record is from RefSeq and is a predicted model, not a curated record.
CACAGUUUUAUUAUCUUUAUUAUAUAGAUAAGCUUUUUUGUUACAACACAGAUUAAUGCAUUUGUUUAAAAAAAAGUUAACUGCUUUUGAGUUAAAUAUAAUAUGAGAGUCCUAUUGGAUUGGACCCAAAAGUCAGCCUCUGGUAUCCAGCACUGGCUAACCAGAUGCUUCCCACAAGCAGGUGUGAAGGCAACAGCCCUUCUCUGUUUAUCACCAGCAUUAAGCACCUGCUUAAGACUCAUCUGUUCAUCCAGGCAUUUGCUGCUUAUUAAUUCAUAGCUUGUCUAUAAUAUUGCAAUUUCCAGAGGGGUAGCAGCAUUGGCCUCCUGUAGCAAAAACAACAAAAUUUGUGGCGCCUGAAAACCAACACAUUCAUUAUGGCUCUAGCUUUCUUUGUCAGACGCAUGUAGUGAAAUCUUAGUUGGCAGGUGUGUAAAGAACCAAAUUGUAAGGUGGAAGUUGAAUGACAAUGAGAUGCCUUGGAAGGCAGGCUUGUGCUUGCUCACAGACAGCCCCCAACCUAAAACAGGUACUCGCCAUCAACAAAAAGCCACAUAGCAGAGAUAAGGACACAAGGACCAGACCUACAGCCCAACUCUACUCCCAUGUCCACUGUACAAAUGGACCUUUCCCUCCGUGUGCACUUAGUACUAAGUUGGAUUUCACCAAAAGGAUUUUUAUUACACUGCAAGUGUUAAUUGACUUACCUCUGCCAGGGAUACCUGACAUCUAUGAUUGUUUCUUUUGAAUGGUUCCCUGCCCCAUUAUAGUUGUAAUUCAAUUACCUCAGCAAAGCUGGGUAAAUUAUUAUCAGUCUACGAUUAGAAAAGUAUGCCUACAUGUUUAAGCUCUUAUUAUCAUGGUCCGUAAUCUUUGUAUCUCAUUGCCAUUCACCUCCCACCUUACAGUUUUCAUCCUCUAUACCUGCCAACUACGAUUUUGCUUUAUGCAUCUGAAAUGGGCUUGAGUCCACAAAAGUAUAUAUCACAAUAAAUCUUGUAGUGUUUGAGGUACCACAAGGCUUUGUUGUGUUUAUUGGCUACAGUGGUUACAUUUUUUUGUAUUGUAAUAUUUUAGUAUGUGGAUUGUGUUGUGUGUAUAUGUUGUAUGUUUACAUAAUGUCAACUGCUGUGAGAUAAUACAGAAAAAGAACAUUGUAGAAAUGUUUAAAUUAAAACCACUCACCACUUGAAUACAGUAGCUACCGGUAUCUAACCUAGUGGUUGUUACCACUUCUUAGUAAAACAAAGUUUGUAAGUUUGUUGCAUUUACAAACCAAGAAGUACAAGCCAUUAUUUGGAAGAUCAGGAAUGAGAUAAUAAUAAUAAUAAUAAUAAUAAUAAUAAUAAUAAUAAUAAUAAUAAUUUCUUAUUUAUAAACCACCCAUCUGGCUGGGUUUCCCAUCUAUGCAUGACUUCCUCUUCCUUUUGCACAAUGAACUUAAUAGAUGCUGACUGGUUUGUCAAACCAUAUUUUGCCAUGACAGCAAAACUAGCAAAGUUGUUUGACCUAUCUGAACCAGGAUCAGACAGCUCAUGAACAGAUUCUUCCAUUCCUAUCCAUUAUUUGGAGGCUAAGAAAAUGUGAUACUGGAAUGUAUUUAUUUAAUAAGUUAAUGUAAGUUAGUGUUUUUAGUGAGCUAUCCACCGCAGUCCUAAUAUUUUAUGUGGAUAGUCAGUUCUGGCACAAUUUUGUCUGCAAUUUAUACUGAGCACAGGUAUCUUACUGCUUAGAAUAUUCUCCUAAGAUAACUGCGCACAUCAAAAGUGGCUGUUUUGCUCAGCUCAAUGUAUAGUUAUGCAGUGUAAGUCCCAUUAAAUCAAUUGUCCUUCCUCUCAAAUUAGAAUGAAUAGGUUUUAAGCCAGGCAGUGCAGUUGUACACACUUCUACUCAAAAGUACCAUAUUGGCCUGAAUAUAAGCUGCACCCAAAUAUAAGCCACAUAUUUAAAAUUCAAGGGAAGAAAGGGGAGGGGGACAAUACGCAAAUAUAAGCUGCUCCCUUAAAUUCCGCAGGCACUCACACCCGUAAAUGGAAAUGUAGAAGACAAUCCUAUGAGUCCCAUUCCCCCGGGCUGUUUUCUGGGGGGGGGGAGCCAGUGGCCUUCCCCCCUUCCUCUUCUUUCCGGUGGUUCAGGGGAGAUUUGGGAGCCGCGAUCAGGAUGGGAACCAUUGUCCCACCCUCCCAACAGCCCUUGUGGUGGCAUGCUGGGCUGGGCGGGACGGGCGCUCUCCAUUCUGGCCUUGGAAGGCAAGGCAGGGCAGCUUAGGGCAGCUGUUUCAGCAGAGAUAUCGUAAGGUCGUGAAUAUAAGCCACACUUUAACUUUUCACAGUCACCACACUUUAACUUUUCACAGUCAAAAUUUGGAGAAGAAAAAGUGCAGCUUAUAUUCAGGCCAAUACGGUGAGUCCCAUUGAAUUCAAUGACACUUGCUUCCACGUAAGUGUGUACAAAUGUAGCUUUAGUUACAUUGGGUUGUGUCCGACACUGCUAUUCCACCCACGCAACAUACUUCCACAUGUGUAGUGGAAAUGACCCUUCCCUCCUCUCUUGUGAAACCUCUCCAAAUCUGUUCCAGAGAGUCAUGGGACCCUCUGGAGCAGAUUUUGUGGGCAUGCAGGGAGAAAAAGGACAUCCUGUUAAAUAAGGGAGACACUGCUCCUGCAGCAUUACCUUCGUUACAUCUUCCUUACAAACAGCUGCAUUCAUAUCACUGUGCAUAUAUGUCGGAGAACACUUUAACUACAAGCCUCAGAUACACAGAUGAGAUUGGACUGAAGAAUGUUAGUCUCUAGUGCCCCCUCCACUCCAUUACAUAAUGGGUGUAAAAGUUGCUUUAAAGCUUGGUAGUCCAAAUACUUUCAAUUGGCCUCUGCAAAAGCUGGUGUAAGAAUAAUAAUAAGAUGUUAUUUAAAAAUUCCAUCAUGUUUGCAAUGUACAGUUUUGCUAAUGCAUAAUGCCAGCCUUGAAGGAAAGAUUGUACAAUGAAUUUAACUGCCGAGGGCUAUUUGCACCUGCGGUGUUAGAUAUCCUUCUAACAGCAGAAUACUAAUGCAUUUUCAUCUGAGAGCACUUGUUAAGCUUGAAAGAUCAUGGCUAAUUCCAUUGCUCUCUCCCAAAUCCUAGUUCAAGAGUUUUGAAUAAUUAGGAUUCGGUGUUACUUGUAAUGUUAGAAUGCAGUGAUCAGAAACAUGAUUUUUAUAUAUUAAGCUUAUAAGCUACAUCCCCCCCCCAUUUUUGCUUGUGUUUCCUUUGAGAAAUCAAAAGUUAAAGAAGAUAUCAUGCCCUGAUAGGUUUUGGUAGCAUCUGUUGGUUUGGUACAGACCUUCACAGAAACAAAAGAUAUUUGUGUGUGUGUGUGUGUUGUGCUUGGAUUGCACAUCAGUUUUGUAGCAUAUGGAAUGCAUGCUACACCUUUCCUAUUUUUGUCAGUGCACAAAUGCCACUUGGUUAUAGUAACAUUGACUAUUUAAAGAAAAUUCAAAUUAAUGUUAAAAUAGCAGCAGGCUAGGCAGUCUUUUGAAUGGGAUUUACCCAGAAACUGUAAAAACAACAGCCAACCAACGCUUUCUGAUGAAUUCUGUUUCUGAAACUGUAGUGUUACAUUUUGUGCAGCAGAUUUCAAGAAACCCUGCUUCUAAAACGUCUUGAUGUGAGUUUGAAAAGAACCUUAUUCAGCUCUUGUUGUUUUAGGGAAAACCUCCAACAAAGAAGGCUAAAGUGCUACAAAAACAACCUUUAGUUGCUAAAUUAGCUGCAUAUGCCCAAUACCAAGCAACGGUACAGAACCAAUCAAAGACGAAAACAGCAUCUGUUCCAGUGGAAGGCUUCAGUUGGGGCAACUACAUCAAUAGCAAUAGUUUCACUGCCGCUCCUGUUAAUUGUUUUAAGCAUGUAAGUAUGUUGUCUUUGAUUUUAUUAUUUUUAAUAAAUAGCUAUGAAAUAAUUGCAACAGAGAAUUUAUCAACACCCUGGUGAGAGUGGACCUUCCCUCCCUCCUACAACUCCCUCUUCACUCCCCCAAAUCUGCUUCUGAGAGCCCACCAUUAAAGCAAAUUUUGGGGUUAUGUGAGGGGCUGCAGUUGGUGGGGAGUGAGAAAGUGUUGCUGGCAGACCAGCACAACUGGAUUUUAUCCUAUGGCUUUCCCUCCAAUCCUUAGGCACAUAUGAAAUUUUACUGAUCUAACAACUACAAUCUUGGGAGCUUCCGUUUCAAAGAUGCAUGAUGUUAUUCAGUUUAAAUGCUAGCUGUCAAAGCUGUGUGCAAAGUUUAAAAGCAAAUUUCGGAUGUGGUUCUUGCCUGUGUGCAUAGAGUCAAUUUGCAUACUAAUAAACUGUCUUGAAAUCCUGUGGACCUUGAGAAGCAGCCCAAUUAAUUGAAACCCAGUCUAUUGGUUUGUCAGGCUUGGGUAGGGACCUCAGCCCAGCCCAAUCAAACAAAGUCCUUUGAAAUUGCCUGCAGAUCUUCUGUGAACAAAACAGAACUCUGCACUGUCUCUCCUUAGAAGCAGAUGGAAUUCAAAACAAGCUUGUUUUUCAGGUUAGUUUCACAAGAAGGAACAUGUUGUAAUAUGCCACUCUGUCAGUAGUAAGGUGCAUUGUAUACAAAGCUACAUAAUAACAAUAAGGUUGCUCCUUUUCUGUGACAGAGAUCAAGAUCAAUAAAUUACUUUAUUAGCAAAUUGGCAGACUCAUCCGCAAUGAGGUUGUUUUAGGAAUGGGUUCAAGUGAUGCUUGUAAAACAAGACUGGUUUGGCUUCAGAGUUUUCUCUUGCCAGUGGAAGAAGAACCGAUUUUUGCCCAUUCCUCUCCCUGCUAUAGUCUCUUGCAGUGGAGGGGAAAUGGGCAUAAAUUUGUGGCCUCUCUCCCGCCCUUCUGCUGGAUGGGAAGUUUUCUGUGAAUGAAGAGAAGACUUCAGUUCCUGGAAGUCAAACUUUCAAACCACUCCAAGAUCAUAUUGUAAUGAGUUCAACAUUUCCUUUGUGCUGCAUGCAGGGCCAGUUUUAUCAUUAAGAUAGUGGGCUGUUUAGGUAAUUAUCAGGAUUAGGAAUACCACUUUGUCCUGUGUUUUUUAUUGAUCUUAACAUUCAUAACUUUAAAAGACAAAUUCUACUACCAUACUCAUCCCUUUCCAUGAUCCCAUUCUCUCAGCAUAUUUUAGCUGCUGGAUCAGAAGAAGCAAAUGUGAUAACAGUAAUUCUGACCGGGUUCCAUCAGUCCCUUUUAUGAACAAAGCAUGACCAAAAUGAGGCAGGCGCUGAAUCUUUUUUUGCCUUGUAGUAGUUUGCUGUUGCCACCUGCUUGUUGAUGGUGCAAGUCAUGCAUUGUCAAUGACUUCAGACAUGUUGGGAGAGAACAGGCCAAAAUCAGCAAGCACCAAGGGUGUGGCUGCAGCAAAAAGACAAAUGAUUUGUAUCGGGAAGCAGAGAUUGUUUCCUUCAACCAAAGAAACCCGUGCAGCAUGUGAGAGAGGAAGGAUAGCUGCCUUCUUGAUGGUCUGGUUAUCCCUGACAGACUGGUUUGCUUUUUUUUAAGUUGAAGCAAUUUAAAUUUAUAUAUGAUUCUGGGGAUUGUGGAAUUGUCUUUAAGGCUGCAAUCCUACACAUGCUUGAUUAGGAGUAAGGCCCAUUAAACACAGUGGGAAUAUCUUUUUUGAGUAUAGAAUUAAGUUGAAGGCCUCAUAUAAAUAAAUUAAGACUAUGAGUUUUCAGAACAGAACUUUGUCUUUAUUAAACCACUAAUUUUCAGGCUCAAUUUGUAUCACGUGCAAGGCACAGAAAAGCUAGUGAGAUACCUUGGGUGAGCAGUCAUAUUCUUGGAAAAGAAUUCCUUUUGAUUAAAAAAAACCCCACAUUAUACUUGCCCCUGUAUUUUGGAGGGACAAGUGUCACUGGGGGAUGUUGCCUGGAAUAGUGACUUCAGGUCUCAAAUAUCUUUAAGGGGGCACUGAUUGUACAUUAUAUUUGUAUCCUAGGUUUCAGUUCAAAAGUAACUUUCAAAGCAACUAUCACUGAAACAUACAAUAAAAUCCAACAAAACAACAAUAAAUGAAACAAUCAAUUACUCUAACAGCAGAAGUAUGAUUUAAAUUGUAUGCAUUAAAAUAUCUGGAAAAUAAAUUCAGUUAUACAUGGUCCCUAACAUAGCAGGCACCAGAUGAUUGUCCCUGCAGAGAACAUUCUGCUGUUGGACACCCCCAUCAAUAAGUUUGGUAUGUUUAGCCAGAAGAGAAGAAGGUGAGGGGAGCAAAAUGGCACUUUUCAAAUAUGUGAAAAACUGUCACAUGGAAGAGGGCAAAGAUCUAUCCAGUGCUCCUCAGAGGGCAGACGUAGAUCUAAUGAGCAUAGAUUAUAGGAGGGUGGAUUUCAUUGAGCAUUGUGAAAAACCUCUUGACAGUAAGAACAGUUUGAGGAUGGAACCAGUUACUGGUGGGUGGGUGAAUGGGCAAGCUGUCACUGGAGAGCUUAACAUAGAGGCUGGACACCCAUCUCUUGGGUUUGCUGUAGCUCUGGCAUACAAGCCCCCUCAAAUUCUGAUUUUAUGAUCGUUCUGCUGCAUCUCCUCCGUUGGGUGAUAACUGAGGACUUGGGAGGUGCCCUUUCUCCCUCCUCUUAAAGAGCACCAGAAGAGUGAAUUAUGAGAGGGAGAGCUUUACCUAGCCAAGAAAACAUGGUCAGCUCUGUGGCAGUGAAGGUGCAAGGGUGGACAAGUGCUCUUUGGUGUUUGCCUGCUACUUGCACUUAGGCACGUUGCUGAGUCACAUACUUUGUAGCUGCUUUUUCACCGGCAUUUUGCUUUGGCUGGAUGUCAAUCUGCUCUGCAUGCAGAGUGUCCCAGGUUCAAUCUUCUGCAUCUCCAGAAGAAGCUGGGAGAGACCUUUGCCUGAAAUCCUGGAUGCUGCCAGUCAUUAUAACAGUACUGAGGUAGAUGGUCUGCCAUGCGUAAGGCAGCCCCUGUGUUUCCAUAUUUGAGCAUAUUCUGGUGUACAGUGUAUUAUUAUAGAAAUAAUGGUAAUUCAUGAGGAAGGAGACCACAAUUAGAUGUUGUAUGUUCUCCUAAUUCUUUCAGUUCAGUCUAGCAUAGGCAGAUGACAAUAUGUGUCUCAGAAAUUCAUCCUGAAUUCCUUGCUUUAUGUGGUGAGCAACACAGUGAUGAAGAUUGUGUUCUGCUGCUCAUACUUGCAAUAACUAUCAACAACAUCAAAGUACAGGAGAUUUUUUGGGGGGGAUGGGGAGAUAUCUAAUGAAGCUAAAUGACUCACAAAUGAAUUACUCAAGACCAAGUAUGGAUUUGGAACCUAAUUUUAAGGUAUUUCCUAAAUUGGAGUAGGGAGCUGAAUCCAGUCAGUUAGCUGGAUCUUGCAUUGCUGCACCCUUGGGCCAUUUUGGUGGGUGGGGUCCUCCCACCUGACAGUCAUCUGACUUCACUAUGAUGUCAGAUGACCUGUUUUUCCUUUGUAGUGUGGCAACUGGGCUAAAUAGAAAUUCUAAGCCAAGUGGGGGUUGAAGUUCCAGUAAGCUGACAGUAGCUGACUUCAGGCUCCAUUUUUGGGUGGGAUCAGCUGUGGUAACUCAGUAGCACAGCAUAUUUCACUUGGUUUACUUUUGGUGACGGUUAGCUGAUUGGUUGUGCACUGGCGAGGGAGCCUUCCUGUCACCAUCGGGAGGGCCUUUAAAGGGUCCCAGUUGUGCACUGGCAGUAUGCCUUUACCUGCCCCUCAUCUGAUACAGCAUUUGUGGGACUGUGGUUUGGGGAAAAUGGCCUGGCAGACCAAAUUGGGACCCCCACCAGAUGUAAUUAGAUCUCUGGGCUGGAGGUUCCCCAUACCUACACUAAAUGGACGUGCAUAUUAAAACAGAACUAUGUAGGCAGCACAGACCAUUGCAACAGACUGUUCUGAUUGCAUUUCACACAUAAUCUGCUAUUGAUUGUGCUGGCCAACACAGCCAUGUUUUUAAUCUUAGUUUCCAUGCCUGAAGUCAUCUGUGUGUAUAUUCUGUUUUAAAAUCUAACUCCAAGAGCGUGCACACUUGCAAAUCGUCAUUCAAAACCAUCUCUAGCAGCUAUAUGUUCUAUAUGUUCAGUGUGGUGUAGUGGUUAAGAGGGGUGGACUCGUAAUUUGGUGAAUCGGGUUCAUGUCCCCGUUUCUCCACAUGCAGCUGCUGGGUGACCUUAGGCUAGUCGCACUUCUCUGAAGUCUCUCAGCCUCACUCACCUCACAGAGUGUUUGUUGUGGGGGGAGGAAGGGAAAGGAGAUUGUUAGCCGCUUUGAGACUCCUUCGGGUAGUGAUAAAGUGGGAUAUCAAAUCCAAACUCUACUUCUUCUUCUUGAGGAGGAGGAAAUGAGCUUCGUUACUUUUAAUGCAUUCCACUGUGCCCAUAUAAACAGGUAUAGGUAUUGCAGACGACUCGUAGUAACAUAUAGCACAUUAAAUCGGCUGCCUAGUAAUUAGCAUUCAGAUGUUCCACAAAGGAGUGCAAAUGCUUCCUCUUAUUUAAGUCCUAAUUGCUGCUAGUGCAAACAAAUGGUAAUUUUGUUCUGAGGAAGUUGUAAAGUCUUAUCUGGAGCUUUCCCUAGGCUUAACUUCAUUAGAGGGUUGCAUGAUUUCUACAAAACACACCAAAUUCCCGCAGUAAUCUUAGUAAAAGCUUUGCAUCUCAAACAUUUUGCCCCACCACCCUUCUGGAAGAGGGGAAGAUGGCCUAUGGAAAGUAUAUUAAUUGUUGCACAAGCCCCGUUACAGUUUUCAAAGGAUUGGAUGGAGCAUUGGAUGGAUAUGGAAUCGUUAAAUGCAACAGAUCAGGGUCACUGUGCAGACCCAGCAAGAAUCUUCAUCACUUUUUGCUCACCAUGCAGACCUGGCCAUAUGUGCUAGAACUGGGAUUGGAAACUUGUGGUCCUGCGGAUGCUGCUGGACUCCCAACCCCCAUCACGCCAAGCUAGCAUGGCCAAUGAUCAGGGAUGAUGGGAGUCAUUGUCCAGACACAGGUUCUUUAUCCCCCUGUACUGACAAUAGUAUAGCAGACAAACAUGACAGCUACUAGCAUUGUUCUCUGCAUCAGAUAGUGGAUGGUCUUAAACCUAUGCACACUUGGGAGUAAGCACCAUUGAACUCAGUAGAAACUGUUUAUUUAGUGCAUUCUAACCUGGUUUUCCGAUGCAAUUUAUUUAUAAACUGUAUGUAAUUACAUGAGGGAAUAUUUUCCCCCUUUUCACUAGAUGGCACUGAUGCAUUAUCGGCUUACUGUACUAGCACUCCUCCCCCUUUUUAAAAUGCAGAUAUUAUUCUCAAUCCAGAGAGAUAUGUGAGGUCUGCAUGUGCAGUGGAGCCUUUUCUGUCUGAUUCGAUGCAGCAGCUUUGUCUGAAGCAAGCAGUUAUUUAAAUUUAUGCUAGUUUUUUAAACAAACAAACAAACAAACAGCAGCUCAUUUAUUGUGGGGUGGGAGAGCCUGCUCUUGGGUGGGGAACCCUUGUGCUUGCACCCACAUGAAGGGAACUCUGGAUUGUGGCCACUGCACAUGCAACAGAAAUAUCAGGUGCACCUGGGGAAAAAAAUAUCUUGCACCAUAGUUCUAAAGCCCCAGAGGCCUUAAAUAUUUCUGCCUGGUGUUUUUAGUGCAUUUGAGAAAAGCCAGUAGUAAUACUUAGCUAGCCCAGGCAGAGAAGUUAUAGGGUCAGCCUUUUUUUGGGUUGGGAAGCCCACUUACAUGAACCUGGACCUUGCCCAUCAAGACCUUCCUGAUUGCAACUUACCUUGCAGGGAAGGCGGCUGUCCCUCCCAGAUAAUUCCUCCAGAGUGUGCGCUGGAUCAGAGUGGUGGCCCAGGCAGACCUUCCUUUUAUUGGGAAGGAGCCCAAGAUGGAUGCCUUCAUCAUGAGUUCGAAAGGCGCCUAUGGGGACUUGCUGGGGUGACAUCUCAGAAGGUGUACGUGUAGAAGUCCCUAACACAGACUGCAGCCUACCUACCAAAGUCUUCUGGAUUGCUGGGAUUGUAAAAUUAGCAGGUUACAGUGCUUUACUAAGAUAUGAAGGCUUUGAAAGCGAUUCAAGUCUCGACUUCUGGUGUAACAUCUGUGGUCUUGAUAUCCAUCCAGUUGGUUGGUGUGCAACAAGUGGGAAGCCUCUAGUGCCGCCUCGAUCCAUUCAACACAAAUACACAAACUGGAAAGCAUUUCUGGUGAAACGACUCACUGGUGCCAAAACUCUUCCUCCUGACUUCUCUCAGAAGGUGUCAGAAAGCAUGCAGUAUCCAUUUAAGCCUUCUAUGAGAGUAGAAGUUGUUGAUAAAACUCACCUCUGCCGAACACGGGUAGCAAUUGUAGACAGCGUAAUCGGAGGCAGGUUAAGAUUGGUAUAUGAAGAAAGUGAAGACAAAACAGAUGACUUCUGGUGCCAUAUGUACAGCCCACUCAUACAUCCCAUUGGUUGGUCUCGGAGUAUAGGACAUCGGUUCAAAAGAUCUGAUAUUGCCAAGAAACAGGACUCUUAUUUUGAUGCACCCCCACAUUUAUUUGCUAAGGUAAAGGAAGCCGAGUCAAGUGGAGAAUGGUUCAAGGAGGGGAUGAAAUUGGAAGCCAUAGAUCCAUUAAACCUUUCUGCAAUAUGUGUGGCAACAAUUAGAAAGGUAUUAGCAGAUGGAUAUCUUAUGAUUGGGAUCGAUGGCUCUGAGGCAGCAGAUGGGUCUGACUGGUUUUGUUACCAUGCCACCUCCCCUUCUAUAUUUCCCGUUGGUUUCUGUGAAAUUAACAUGAUUGAACUAACUCCACCCCGAGGUUAUGCAAAACUACCUUUCAAAUGGUUUGACUACCUCAGGGAAACGGGUUCAGUAGCAGCUCCUGUGAAGUUCUUUAACAAGGAAGUUCCAAACCAUGGGUUUCAUGUUUCAAUGAAGCUGGAGGCUGUGGACCUCAUGGAACCUCGUCUAGUAUGUGUGGCUACAGUAACUCGUAUUAUUCACCGUCUGUUGAGGAUACAUUUUGAUGGCUGGGAAGACGAGUAUGAUCAGUGGGUGGAUUGUGAAUCUCCUGACCUCUACCCUGUAGGAUGGUGUCAGCUAACGGGUUACCAACUACAGCCUCCUGCGUCACAAUCAUCAAGAGAUGGUCAGUCAAGCUCGUCAAAGCAGAAGAAAAAGUCAAAGUCACAACAAUACAAAGGACACAAGAAAAAGAGGAAGAUACCAGUUGGGAAGAAGCCUGUCAGUUUGUCGAGCGUCCCCAUGACAGGUGGGGUGCGGAGGAGCUUCUCUGGUGAUGAAGAGUUGACUCCUCCUCAGUAUCGAACCCUUCCAGCACAGACAGCCCCGGAGGCCUGCCAGCCUCCCAGGACUAGCAGAGAGUUCAGUCCCAGCCUCAAAACAGUCUCCUCACUGCAGCUGAAGGAGGAGUUGCUAGAUGGAGAGGAAUACAACUUUCUUCAAGGAGCAUCUGAUCAGGAAAGCAAUGGGUCAGCCAGCCACUACAUCAAACAAGAACCCUAAGGGCAGAUCAGGGCAGGAUGGUACAAAAAGAGCCUUUCUUCAAGACUGAUGUUCCCAUUCUGAUGAUACAGUUUGAUGGCUUCUACCAAGGGCACUUUGCUAACUGCAGAAUAAGAUUUCAAUUCAGAAUUUUUGGAGGAUGAGGAAACUAUUUUAGUGAAAAAAAGAUUUUUCAAUUUAUUAAAAAAAUUGACACUUGUGUUGUAUUUGAAGCUUUUAAAAGAAUUUUUGUAAUAUUUUCAAGUUCAGAUUUAUUGUGCAUUGUUUAAAAAAUGAGAUUCUAAUUUUUUGGUAAGAAUUAAAAGCUUAAUUAUAGCAGGAUUGCAGGAAACCCUUUGAGGAGGAUGAGGUGGUAGUAUAUAGUGGGGGGGGAAGCAAAUGAACUGUUUGUAACAAGUGAGCCUUCUGGUACAAGCUGGGAGAUUCUGAUUUCAAAGCUACACUAGUCAUGCCCUGUCUUUUCCAUGGUGAAAUCAUGGGACUCUGAUCUUAGGGGUGGUGAAGACAUACCAAAAUAGGUUGGAAGAAUGGAGUCUGGAAAGGGUUUCUCCUGGAAGUGGCAACAUGAUUUUCAAGAGUUUGUGCUUAAAUUUUUGAAGAACGAAGCUGAGGUCCAAGCUUUCUGGAGGCCAUUGGGUUUGGGCUGGAUUCUGCUGCAUUGUGGUUUCCUGUUCACAUUUUAAAAUGUCGGGAUAUUCAUGGAAAUGAUCAGCAAAGUUUCAGCACGUUUCGGCUGGAGAGGUUACAAAAUGGACAUGAGUUUGUGACUUUAUUUUUUCAUGUGUAAGGAAAACGAGGCAGACGCAAAAGGCCCUUUUCUACAGAAACUUUGUGACAGGCCUGCUUUCCAUCCCGGUGGAAGACACAGCUGAGGCAAAUAGAGGAGGACAUGGCAUUUUGCUUUCCCUACCCAUUUGGAAGAGCUUUUGGGUUAUGAAUUGAACUGGCUUGCCUAAGGAUGACAUGGCCCUGCUUUUAGGCCUCAUGCUUUCUUUGACUUGGCUGCGGACACCAUUUUCAAGCAAAAGGUUUUCGAGAACAUGUAAUGACUGAUGUGGCAAGAAUGCUGAAGAACCUGGAAUCUUUCCUCUGAGAACUGAAUCUGUGUUGAUAUUCGCACAUGGCUUCAUUCUCAGAACUAACAUGCUGACAUUGCCACUCUGUGGUGUUGUGACAGGAUGAUGAUGCGUGUCAAGAGUUUUGCUUUUACCAGUAAGGUUCAUUAACUAAACUCUCAGGAAUUAACUGCUUAUGUUCUGUAACUGCUUCUGGGUCAUUGCAGGUCCUCUUUAGAGCAGUAUAACUGUCAAAUUCUUGACUCUAGGGUAGGACUUAGAAGAAAGUAAUCCUAUAGAUUAACCUCUACACACUUUAAGCCUAAUGCUUUACAUUGGCAACUUGCAAAGCCCCAGAGAUGAUUUUUUGGCAUAUGUUUUGAAUUUUUAAAAACGCAUAGAAAGUUGAAAACCAGCAAUUUUGAUUCUUUUCUUAAUUAUCUUGCUCUAUUGUUGGGUACAUACCAUUGGUGAUAUGCAAAGGUUUACCACAUUCUAUGCAAGAGGGGAUAAUGGUAUAAAAUUUUGUAACUACUGGAAGUACAUUUUUUUUCUGUAUAGUAUAGGAAUGUAUGAGAACAAUUUCUAGUCUUUUUCCCCCCUCCCCCUAUAGCUGGGCCAUUUUUGACUGCUUCAUGUAAACAUAUUUUUAAACUGAUUAUCAGGUGUCAAAUACUUGUGAAUUUAGGUGAUAAUUAGAUAUUCUCUGUCUCUAAAAAGAUUUUGGCUUAACUGAGCUGCCUUCAUUUUUUUCCCCUUGGGUAGAAUGCAGCCCCCUUCCACAAAUGCUGCAUUGCAGCUGUUUUUGAAACUUCUCCAGUUUGUAAAGCAGUUCUUAAUGCGGGCAAGAGAGGGCUGCUUUGGAGGGAGGAGCAAAAUCCUGCAUUGUGUGUACACACCCACAAAGGGGUUCACUAGAUUUCAACUAAUAUUUUGAAAAGUCACAGUACAAACUGACCUAAGAAAUCCUCCUCCUCCCUCCCUGUAUUUUUGUUAAUCCUUAAACCAGUGCCUCUCAAAACCAAGGAUGACCCAUGCCAUCAGGCCAGUUGAUAGAAUGAUCUAAAAGGCAGAGAUUCCAGAGAGAAUUAGAAGCAAUUUCCCGCCCCCCUGCCCCCAUUUUAAGGUGUAGUUCUGUUAGCCAAGAUUGUGGUGCUCUGGGGCUAGCAUUCAGAGCCUGUGUUUUCAUAGGGUCUGACUUGGAAAGAUUUAGAGUAGCAUUUCUACAAGUAUUUCUUCUGGUUUCAGUAGGGACCACUUGCAUAAUACUGCUUAAUAAAGAUACAGGAGAAGGUCCUCUGUCAAGAGGAGAAGCAAGCCAGAAAGAGAGCUUAGAUUUGUGUGUAAAUUGAGUCCUGUAUGGUCAUAAAAUCCAAUCUUGGGCUUAACACAACAUACCCUUAGGUGGAAUUGCCUCCUUUUUACCUGGCAGAAAUUCCAUAUCUUAAGAACUAUAUAACGGGCGGAAGUUCAGAAGGUACAACUUUCUUCAUCACUGAACAUUUAAUGCUUUGAACACUGAACCUGCUGAAUUUCUGUCAGUUAUGCAGUCUGUCAGGAUCAAAGGUGGACACCCUCCUCCUACCUCUGUUGAAUAUGGCAGCUCCUGGAACAUCCAUAGCCACAUUUGAUCCUUACCACAUCAACCUGGAAUAGUCCCAGGGACCUGUUGGACCUUGUCAGACCUAGAAUCAUGCUGCAAGGGUGAUCAUCUUGAUUAGUGCUACAUUGGCUAGUCUUUGGGUUUCUGGAGGUAGAUCUGCAUACAUGUUAAGUUGGUACCACUGCCAAUCUAAUCCGCCCCAAUUUCUGCCUGUAGGCAGAAUACCACAUCCCAAUACAUAACGUGUGUAUGGUAGACUUCUUAUUUGUGGGAAAACCUAUUAAAAUUGCUUCACGGCUCCCUUGUUCCAGCUUAGUUCCCUGGGGUUAUUACUUCUUUCGCUUUAUUUCUUCAGUGUUUAUUCUAAGCAACAUUUGUCUGUGGCCUCUUAAUACAGCAGGUAACUGGGUGGCAGUGAGCUUCCUUAGUACUGGGUCUAAUUGCUUUGGUAUGCAUGCAUUUUUUUUGUAUAAUUUAGCUCGAAGAACAUUCUCUUUAUUUUACUGUGAAAUAAUUAACACAAAAUUGGGGUGGUGUGAUGGGGGGGGGAUAGUUGGUCAGGGAUUUGAUGCCUGUACUGAUGCAAAGGGUCAGCUACUUUCAGUAUUUGGCGCACAUUUUUUAUAUAUAUAUAUAAACAAGAAGGCACCACAGACAAGGUCAAGUUGCAUUGUAAGUGCUCCUUUUUACAGCCGGCCCUUUUGUUUUGUUUUAAUUUUCCUUUCUGAAUCUGACAAAAGCAAAAGCAGUUAUCAGUUUCUUGUUCUAUUGAUACUAACACGGGUUUCAGUGUUUGUUCGUUUUUAUUGUCGUCAUUUUUAUGUGAUGUGAACACCUUCUCCCAUCAAUAUUUGUAUUAUGGUGCUAAUAUAUUUGGUAACAAUCCUUUAUUGGAAAGGGAUUAAAACUGUGAUUAAAUUGAUUUUUUUUCUUUUUAAUUUUCAUAUUUAAGUAAAGUCUCAGCCAUUUAUAAAAAA